Protobothrops mucrosquamatus (brown spotted pit viper) is the source of this 3362-nucleotide messenger RNA. RefSeq names its product mediator complex subunit 24 (gene MED24). Gene Ontology annotation, molecular function: transcription coregulator activity. Gene Ontology annotation, cellular component: mediator complex. Lineage: Eukaryota; Metazoa; Chordata; Lepidosauria; Squamata; Viperidae. The record is from RefSeq and is a predicted model, not a curated record. The transcript is spliced from 26 exons. The coding region runs from base 26 to 3019 and encodes 997 amino acids.
GAAGUAAUGGCUGUGCUUUUCCUUUAUGUAUGAAAGGGAACUGGAAAGGAAGAUGAUGAAAGUAGUCAAUCUCAAACAGGCCAUCCUCCAGGCUUGGAAGGAAAGGUGGAGUGAUUAUCAGUGGGCCAUAAAUAUGAAGAAAUUUUUCCCCAAAGGGACGACCUGGGACAUCCUGAACUUAGCAGAAGCGCUUCUUGAACAGGCCAUGAUUGGCCCAUCGCCAAACCCAUUACUCCUGUCCUAUCUGAAAUAUGCCAUCAGUUCUCAGAUGGUGUCAUAUUCGACUGUUCUGAUGGCCAUCAGCAAGUUUGAUGACUUCUCCCGAGAUCUCUGUGUCCAAUCAUUACUCGAAAUUAUGGACAUGUUCUGUGACCGUCUCAGCUGCCAUGGUAAGGCAGAAGAAUGUAUUGGCCUCUGUCGUGCCCUGAUGAAUGUUCUCAUUUGGAUGCUGCGGUGUGCUGCCUUCUAUACAGAAAAGCUGAAAGAACUGCUGGAACAGGGGGCUGCAGAGAACCAGCUCAAUAUGUGCUUGGAGCGUCUGGUGAAAAUCCUGGCGAGCACCAAAAAUCGGGCCCUGAUUCAUAUCGCCAAGCUGGAAGAUACAUCUUCCUGGAAUGCAGUUGAACAGUCCCUUGCCAAAUUGGGAGACAAUGUAGGACAUAUUAACAACAAUCAGUUGCGGAAUCAAUUGGAAGAGUGCAUUAAUCUUGUCAGAAGUAUCCCUACCAUGCUCUCAGUUCAUUCAGAACAGCUAAACAAAACAGGCUUCCCUACCAUACAUGCUGUGGUGCUGCUAGAAGGAACCAUGAAUCUGACUGGAGAACCACAGCCUUUAGUCGAACAACUGAUGAUGGUGAAAAGAAUGCAGCGUAUCCCAUCCCCACUCUUCAUUCUGGAAAUCUGGAAAGCGUGCUUUGUGGGACUGAUUGAAUCUCCUGAAGGGACGGAAGAGCUGAAAUGGACAGCCUUCACUUUCCUCAAGAUACCACAAGUUUUGGUGAAACUGAAAAAGUAUUCUCCAGGAGAAAAGGAUUUCACAGAAGAUGUGAAUUGUGCCUUUGAAUUUCUGCUGAAGCUGACACCACUCCUGGAUAAAGCUGAUCAACGGUGCAACUGUGACUGCACAAACUUCCUCCUCCAAGAAUGUAGCAAGCAAGGUCUGCUCUCUGAAGCCAAUAUGAAUAAUCUCAUAGCAAAAAGGGCUGCUGAUCGAGAACAUGCACCAUGUUUAAAAUCUGCAGAAAAUGCUAACAUUCAGCCCAACCCAGGCCUUAUCUUGCGAGCAGAGCCCACUGUUACCAAUAUCUUAAAAACAAUGGAUUCAGAUCACUCAAAAUCUCCAGAAGGACUACUGGGAGUCUUGGGCCAUAUGCUUUCAGGAAAGAGUUUGGACCUACUAUUGGCAGCUGCAGCAGCUACAGGAAAGCUGAAAUCCUUUGCUCGGAAAUUCAUCAAGCUCAAUGAAUUUACCAAACAUAUCAGUGGAGAAAGCUCUAAGGGAGCCUCAGUCCGAGCACUUCUCUUCGACAUUUCAUUCCUUAUGCUGUGUCAUGUUGCCCAGACCUACGGCUCUGAGGUAAUCCUGUCAGAAGCUAGCCCUCCAGGAGAAGUGCCUUUCUUCGAGACCUGGAUGCAGACCUGCAUGCCAGAAGAAGGGAAAAUUCUCAACCCUGACCACCCUUGCUUCCGACCUGACUCCACCAAGGUGGAAUCGCUGGUUGCUUUGCUGAAUAAUUCUUCUGAAAUGAAGUUGGUGCAGAUGAAAUGGCAAGAAGCAUGUCUAAGCAUCUCUGCUGCCAUCUUGGAGAUCCUGAAUGCCUGGGAGAAUGGGGUUCUCACCUUUGAAUCCGUCCAGAAAAUCGCAGAUAAUAUCAAGGGAAAGGUGUGUAGCAUGGCAGUAUGUGCUGUGGCUUGGCUUGUGGCUCAUGUCCGAAUGCUGGGCUUAGAUGAACGAGAGAAGUCACUGCAGAUGAUUCGACAACUGGGGAACCCCCUAUAUGGCGAGAACACCCUGCAAUUCUACAGUGAAAGAGUGGUGAUCAUGAGUUCCAUCCUUGAGCACAUGUGUGCUGAUGUUGUCCAGCAGACAGCUGCACAGAUUAAAUUCCCAGCUACAGGAGUUGACACAAUGCCCUAUUGGAAUCUCCUUCCUGCCAAGAAACCUAUAAAAGAAGUGCUGAUGAGUGUCUUCUCCAAGGUCCUGGAGAAAGGCUGGGUAGACAGCCAUUCUAUUCAUAUCUUUGAUACACUAUUGCACAUGGGUGGUGUCUAUUGGUUCUGCAACAAUCUUGUCAAGGAACUCCUGAAAGAGACACGGAAAGAGCAUGCAAUGAGAGCUGUGGAAUUGCUCUAUUCUAUUUUUUGCCUGGACAUGCAGCAGCUCACCCUCACCCUCUUGGGACAUAUCUUGCCCAAUUUGCUUACAGACUCUUCCAAAUGGCAUAUGCUAAUGGAUCCACCAGGCAAGGCCCUUGCCAAGUUAUCUGUGUGGUGUGCUUCCAGUUCCUAUUCCUCCCACAAUAAGGGACAGGUAUCUCUCUGGCAGCGAAAGAGGCACCGAGAAGACAUAGAGGAUUACAUCAGUCUUUUUCCACUGGAUGACACUCAGCCAUCGAAACUCAUGCGCCUGCUCAGCUCCAACGAGGAAGACACCAGUGUUCUGUCUAGCCCCACAGACCGCACAAUGAGCACUUCGCUUUCUGCCUCGCAACUCCACACAGUCAGCAUGCGUGAUCCCCUCAACAGAGUUCUUGCCAACCUCUUCUUGCUGAUCUCCUCCAUCUUGGGAGCCAAGACAGCUGGAACACAUACUCAGUUUGUGCAGUGGUUCAUGGAGGAAUGUGUGGAUUGCUUGGAACAGGGAAGCCGUGGCAGCAUCCUACAGUUUAUGCCUUUCACUAUGGUCUCUGAACUGGUGAAAGCAUCAAAUAUGUCCAGCCCUAAAAUCGUACUGGCCAUCACAGACCUCAGCUUACCUCUGGGACGUCGAGUGGCCGCCCAAGCCAUUUCUGCCUUAUGAGAAAAUUCUUUUCGAAGCUGUUCCACAGAAGCAGGAGCUGCACCUCUAAAAGAUACUGAUGAAGCACAUAACCAAAUUAGCUUCCAGUGCAAUCCAGAACUCUCCAACAGGAACUUGCCAGGAUUGCUAUUCCAAAUACUGAACUUUUUUUUUACUUUCAAAAAGCUAUAUCCACAGUGCCAAUAACACCUCUCUUUAAGUUGUUCAUUGAUAUUUGCAGAGUAAAAUAAAAAUUCUUUUGAUUUGCCUUAUUUUAUAAGUAACAUUUUUCUCCUAUUUAUUUUCAAUGCCCAAAAGGAGCUGCAUUCUUGGCCAACAUGAUUGCAAUCAGAUAUUGUUAAUA